Ordospora pajunii is the source of this 231-nucleotide messenger RNA. RefSeq lists its product as uncharacterized. The transcript has a single exon. NCBI's taxonomy places the organism in Eukaryota, Fungi, Microsporidia, Ordosporidae. The record is from RefSeq and is a predicted model, not a curated record. Bases 1 to 231 code for a protein of 76 amino acids.
AUGGCAAAAAUAAGUGAUUUGGAAGAUCCGUCAAUGGCGGACGAGGUUAUCUCGAAAAUGAAGGUAUCAUGCAGCAUAGGAGCACGAAGGAUGCUUUCUGUGUGCAUGAUAGUGUCUGCAGGGUUUUUUCUGUGCUGCAUCGAUGAAUUUUCAAAGGAGUAUGGAGGUGAUGAAGAAGCCUUAAUCAAGAUACUAUCUGCAAUUGGCAUCGAAUGCAUCAGCAAUGCCUAG